CGCGCGUCCCCGUCGCACCGCCGCGCCAGAAGCGACACGCGGAGGCCCCGGGCGCCGGAGGAGGUGGAGGCAGUGGCGACACUCACGCACCUCGGAGGAGCGGUGUCCGCGGGCCGGGGAGCGCCAGCCGAGCGGAGAUGUCUGGCCAGAGAUUAAUUUCUAAUAGAACGUCCCAGCAAUCUGCACCUAAUUCUGAUUAUACCUGGGAAUAUGAAUAUUAUGAGAUUGGACCAGUUUCUUUUGAAGGACUGAAGGCUCAUAAAUAUUCCAUUGUGAUUGGAUUUUGGGUUGGUCUGGCUGUCUUCGUGAUUUUCAUGUUUUUUGUGCUGACUUUGUUGACCAAGACAGGAGCGCCACACCAGGACAAUGCAGAAUCUUCAGAGAAGAGAUUCAGAAUGAAUAGCUUUGUGUCAGAUUUUGGAAGACCACUGGAGCCAGAUAAGGUGUUUUCUCGACAGGGCAAUGAGGAAUCCAGGUCUCUCUUUCAUUGCUACAUCAAUGAAAUGGAACACUUGGAUAGGGCUAAAGCUUGUCAACAGACCACAGCCCUUGACAGCAGUGUUCAACUCCAGGAAGCCAUUAGAAGCAACGGGCGGCCAGAGGAGGAGCUGAACAGGCUCAUGAAGUUUGACAUCCCCAACUUUGUGAACACAGACCAGAACUCCUCCUUUGGAGAGGAUGAUCUUCUGAUUUCAGAGCCACCUAUUGUUCUAGAAAAUAAGCCAGUUUCCCAGACCUCACACAAAGACCUGGACUGAGAAACUACUCUGUAAAGCAUCUUCCUGAAGAUGUUGGGUGUGUCUUUGUAAAGCAAGAAAUCUCCAUUCACCAGAAUUGUUUGUGUGGGUGGGUGGGAGGGUUAUGAGAGAUACAGGAAGAGAGAAGAGAGUCCCCUCAGAAAAGAGCUGAAUAAGCUGAGUUUCUGUGCCUUUCAACAUAGUUCAGGCUUCUUGGGGAAAAAAGUUUACACAGUCUCAUCCUCCUUGUUGAAGAAUUUGACCACAUACUCUGUGUCAAUAUUUUUGAGUGGGGGUUAGCAUACUGCAUUCCAGUCUGGUCCUGCUACUACCAUGCUCUACCUUUAGCAAGUUGCUUUACCUCUCUGGGCUGCCACGUGGUUAACUGUAAUGUGAGGAAUCUGGAGUAGGUGAUUCAUCCCAGCUCUAAUAUUUUGUGAAUUUGAGACUUUGUAUCCAGAAGAGGCUGGGAUGUUCAUAAAGCAGUGUAAGCUAGGGGACUGCCUCCUAUCUCUUGUAGGAUCCCCCAUGUCUGUCCCUUCCAUGCAACCCUCAAGUGAAUCCAACUUUUAUCAGGAGGCUAAGCCUCGGUGGGGAUGUCAGAAGACUCAUCUCAGUCACUGUGGCCAAUAUUUCUGUUGGUUGUACUGAAUUAGCUCUUCUGAGACCCCCUGGCCACCCGUGCUAAACCCUACAGACGACAGCCUCGCCCCUCCUCUCCUAGAGUGAGUACCAAUCCAUAGUACAUUGCAUGACAUUCCUGUCCCCCAAAAUGUAGGGAAGGUUGUCAGCUGAGGUGGUAAAUGGGUUUUAAAUUCCCCAGCAACAGAUACGCAGAGUAACUGGGUGUGACACAGAGUUAAUUUCAUGAAGGAAUCCAAUCUGCAUGCUGGUAUUGGGAAAAACUUGGUUUUGCAUACACGGUUGCAUGCACAGCCAGCUGCUAAUCUCUGGGUGGCAUUUUCAUUAUGAAUUUGCUCACCACCUGUCUCGCUUAAGCUAAAAAAUAAAU
Molecule: messenger RNA, 1749 nt
Organism: Lutra lutra (Eurasian river otter)
Lineage: Eukaryota; Metazoa; Chordata; Mammalia; Carnivora; Mustelidae
Gene: MRAP2
Product: melanocortin 2 receptor accessory protein 2
Exons: 4
Coding region: 138-758 (206 amino acids)
Biological process (GO): regulation of adenylate cyclase-activating G protein-coupled receptor signaling pathway; protein localization to plasma membrane
Cellular component (GO): endoplasmic reticulum; plasma membrane
Molecular function (GO): signaling receptor regulator activity; type 1 melanocortin receptor binding; type 4 melanocortin receptor binding
Source: RefSeq, a predicted model, not a curated record